AUGGGUAUUACACGUGACUCCCGUCACAAGAGGUCCGCCUCCGGUGCUCGCCGCGCCCACUACCGCAAGAAGAGGAAGUUCGAGCUCGGCCGUCAGCCCGCCAACACCCGUAUCGGCGCCAAGAGGAUCCACUCGGUCCGUGUUCGCGGCGGCAACGUCAAGCAGCGUGCCCUGCGUCUCGAGAGCGGCAACUUCGCCUGGGGCUCUGAGCACAUCACUGGCAAGACGCGUAUCCUUGGCGUCGUCUACAACGCCUCGAACAACGAGCUUGUCCGCACCAACACGCUGGUCAAGAGCUGCAUCGUCCAGGUUGACGCCACGCCGUUCCGCCAGGCCUACGAGAAGCACUACGGCAAGCCCGUCACGACCAAGCGCCGCGCCGCUGGCCAGGGUGCCGCCGAGGCCAACCAGGACCCUGCCAAGCAGUCGAACUCGGUUGUCAAGAAGUUUGAGGCGCGACGAAAGGACGCCAAGCUCGACCCGCUCGUCGAGCAGCAGUUCGGUGCCGGUCGCCUGUACGCCGCCAUCUCGAGCCGACCGGGCCAGUCUGGCCGCGCCGACGGCUACAUUCUCGAGGGCAAGGAGCUCGAGUUCUACAUCAGGAGGCUGAAGGCCAAGAAGCAGUAA
Molecule: messenger RNA, 627 nt
Organism: Pseudozyma flocculosa PF-1
Lineage: Eukaryota; Fungi; Basidiomycota; Ustilaginomycetes; Ustilaginales; Ustilaginaceae
Exons: 2
Coding region: 1-627 (208 amino acids)
Biological process (GO): translation; maturation of SSU-rRNA from tricistronic rRNA transcript (SSU-rRNA, 5.8S rRNA, LSU-rRNA)
Cellular component (GO): cytosolic small ribosomal subunit; ribosome
Molecular function (GO): structural constituent of ribosome
Source: RefSeq, a predicted model, not a curated record